AGCUGUUCUGAGAAAAGUAAAGGCAAGAAAAUAGUUUAAUGUGGAUGUAUAUUACAAUUUUAAUUUUUAUGAGAACAGAUACCCACAAUCUAUUUGAACGUUAUUGGUCAAAUAUUGCAUAGCAGAGGCACAUAGCCGGGAAUUAUGUGGAAAGUGCGAGUGCCAAUGCAACGUGAUAGCAUGGAUCCGGACAGUGGGGCGGACACUCAGCGAACUCUCAGUCUGCAGUGGAAGAGCUAUAAGCUAGUACAAGACCCUGCUCUCCGACGGGUUACUCAGAAAAUCUACAGAUAUGAUGGGAUUCAUUUUAGUGUACAGGAUUCAGGAUUCCCGCCUGUGGGGGACUUGCGUGAUCCAAGACCCCGCAGAAUCUGGUCUAGACACACAGAGCUGUCGCUGCCAGUGCCCAAGUUUAAGUUGGACGAGUAUUACGUAGGUCCCAUACCACUUAAGGAAGUGACGUUUGCGAGGUUGAAUGAUAACAUCAAAGAGCCGUUCCUGGCAGAGAUGUGCGCCAAGUUUGGUGAGGUUGAGGAGAUGGAGAUUCUGUUUCAUCCCAAGACUCGGAAGCAUUUGGGCUUGGCCCGUGUCCUCUUCACCAGCACUAGAGGGGCCAAAGACACCGUCAAACACCUGCACAAUACUUCUGUCAUGGGGAACAUUGUCCACGUCCAGCUAGAUAUCAAAGGCCAACAGAGGAUGAAGUACUAUGACUUAAUAGUGAGUGGCUCAUACACCCCUCAGACAGUCCCGACUGGAGGCAAAGCCCUCACAGAGAAAUUUCAGCCCCCAGCCCCGACUCAGCCAGAUACGUCGUCUGAUAUCCGGCGGAGGCUCUCCACAGAUCAGAUGGCAGCUCCUGCUGCUCCUCUAAACUCUGGCAGCACCACCCCCUGUUCUGUGGACACUGGAUUUGCAGACCAGCGUCUAGACACCCCUCCAACCUCUCUGGGAGGAGCUUAUACGCCGGGUUCCUCUGCUUCUUCACAGGGCGGCGGCACCCCUUACACCCCUCGCUCUGGAACCCCUUUCUCCCAAGACUCGGGAUACUCUGUGGGCAGGCACAGUGGCUAUAGCAGCACUCAAAGUUAUCCCCAGCAGGAUAUGCUUCCAUCUUCCUCCUGCUCCUCUUCAGCAGUCUCCUCAUCAUCAGGAUUUAAGCCCCCUCACUUUCACGAGGACCUACACGCUCCACCUCCGCAAGAACCUUCCAUGUUCCACAGGGGACGGCCGGGAUAUCCUCCUUCUGUGCCCUUCAGACCUAAUGAACCUCCCUUUCCGUAUCCCAGUGUUGGAGGUUCAGGGAUGCACAUGCCGCUGCAUCCACCCAUGCCACCUCCGGGGCCUCAGUUUGAGCCACCACCACUGUCCGACAGAGAUAGAGAAAGAGAAAGGGGACACAGGGAUCGGGAGAGAGACUCAGGAGGGCGCUAUGGAGGCGGGAUAAGCUCCAGACGGUCCUCUUACCACUACCAACAGGAAACAAACUCCUCGUCCACAGCCAAAUCCUACCAUUCACAUCACUCGCAUUACGCUGAUCGGCGGGAGGACAGGGACGGCAGGGGCUACCGGCGCGACAGCUCAGGCUCCCGCUCAGGAGAUCACGGAAGGCAUCGGAACCACCAUCACUCCCACAAUCACCACAGCAGCGGCGGAGGUGGGUCGAGCCGGCGGAGGAGCAGCAGAGACCGGGAAUGGGAGCGAGACAGAGAAGGAGACUAUAACAGCUCCGAUCCACGUUAUGGAGGCCACUCGAACUCCAGCCAACACUCGUCCAAUAGCCUCUCCCCUCCCUCUGCCACCUCCUCUUAUGGAGGAAACUCGUCGUCUAAAGACCUGUCCCCCUACGACACACCUUCAUCCUCCCGGCUAGAGCCCUCGCCGGCUUUCCGUCCUCAGCAGGGUGCAGGCGAGAGGGGUUUUGGGAUGGGAGGAAGCAUGGAUAAUGACUACCGUGCUCAUUCUCACCACACGCCCCUGGCGCCACCACCUCCACCUCCUCCCCUCCCGCCAGCCUCUGUCAUCGCAGCCGCUGUGGCUGAAACGCUUGGCUCUCUUGAUUUUGGUCAGGACAGUCCCAUCCGAGAAGAACAGUGGACCAAACCCAAACGCUUUCCUAGCACCCCGCCCCAUCCACCUCGGACACCUCCGACCUCCUCGCCUCCUCACGUCUCAAUCCCGUCAUCCUCCACCUCUCCAUCCUCCACCUCCCUGCCUCACCACCUCCCCUCUUCGACAGCAUCCCUCUCUCCGCCUCCUCCACAGCGUGACUCGUCCCCGGAGCCUGACUCCACCAAUGAGAGCCUGCCGUUCAUGCACCACAGCAGCAGCUUGGACUCGCGUAUUGAGAUGUUGCUGAAGGAACAAAAAGCCAAGUUUUCUUUCCUGGCCUCAGAUGAUGAGGACGAUGAGAAGGAGGAGGACAGAGAGAGGGGAAAAACAGGCGAGAAUGCAGACAGUGGGGGAAAGAAACUCAAAGAGGAGAAUGGGGAAAGGCCUAGUCACAAGAGACAAGGAGAGACGGAGGGAGGCCAGCAGAGGAGGAGAGGAGAGAAAGAUGCACGCCGCAGCAGGGGCAAAAGGCAAGGGGGUGGAGUGGGUGAAGGCAGGAAAACACCUCCAGAGGUGGCCUCUUCCACUCCCACUACGCACAGUUUGGUGUCAGAGUCUCUUCAGGGCCAAAUGCCGCACCCUCAGGAGGAGCACACAACCUCUGACACACACAGGGCUCCACACACCCCACCCACCUACAAUGGAGAGGCACAGCCUUCUCCUCACUCCUCUGGGGAGGAUAUGGAAAUAUCCGAUGAAGAUGACAGUGCCAUCACCACAGUGACCCCCCAUCCUGCUGCCUCUUCAUCCUCCUCACCGGCCACCUCCUCGCAAUCUGCCCUCCCCUCCCAAACCCCAGACCCCUCUGCGAGUCCCGCCCCGGACACCAGCCAGCACUUCAGCGCCACCAUGCCACCUCCGCCCAUCCCGUCUUACCCUCCCCCCCUCCCCCCCCCACCUCUGCCCGGCUUCUCCCUGCAGCCCCCGCCACCCCCUGGCAUACCACCUCCGCUUCCUCACAUGGAGCUGCACCCAGAGUACCCUCCUCCGCUGCCUCAUCACAUGUACGACUACGCCAGCUCCAUGGAGCUCAUGAGCCAGUACUGCGGAGGAGCACCCAUGUCAUUCCAGAUGCAGACACACAUGCUCAGUCGCCUCCACCAAAUGCGAAUGGCCUCCUCCAACAGCUCUACGGCACCCCCUGGAGAAGUCCCGCCCGCCUCUGAAUAUCCCCCGUCAUUUCACCUCCAUUCAAUACCCCCUCCGCCGCACCACCCACACCACCCAUACAUGGACCAAGAUGGGAAUGUUGCCACCCACUAUGACCAGGACCACCGCUACAUCCCUCCUCACUUACCAUACGCCUACCCGGACCCUCACGCCGCACAGCUUCCACACCAUCACACCAUCCCGCCUCCCCACAGUCCCUGGCCUCCUCACCUACUGCCCCAACAGUUUCCUUCCCACUAUCCUCCGCCUGGCUUUGGCACGGUGCCUGGCGUAGACGGAGAGCUGUACGGAGCGGCGGGUGACCAGAUGGCCAUAAUGGGCCACAACCCCUACGAGGCCGUAGUGCAGCAGGUACUGGCAGCUUUGAUCGAGGAGAUGAAGAACAUCAUGCAGAGGGACCUGAACCGCAAGAUGGUGGAGAACAUCGCCUUUGGCACCUUCGACGAGUGGUGGGACCGCAAGGAACAGAAAGCCAAGCCAUUCCAGACAGCCAUGCGGGGAGUUGCAGUGGUGCGCGAGGAGGACAAGAAGGACGAGAAGACGAGCAACCGACCUCGGGAGCCGCUCAUGUCUCUGGUAGACUGGGCCAAGAGUGGAGGCAUGGAGGGUUUAUCCCUUCGGGGGGCCUUGCGUUUGCCUUCUUUUAAGGUGAAGAGGAAGGAGCCUCAGGAACUUGUGGAGGGUGGUGAGCUGAAGAGAGCCAGGCCUUCCACUCCACCCGAUGAGGAAGAUGAGGGUAUGUCUCUAAUGCUGUGGGCAAAUCUGCCGACACUGCUGUGCAGUGAAGAACAGAAGAGAGGCGUGUGGCAGAGAGAAGAGCAGCCAGGAGAAGAAGCAGAGCAAAGGCACGCAAACCAUAUGACCUGGACAGAACGCCCCCCACGGCCCGUCUGCCUCACUGUCCAGAAAACCUUUCCACUGGACCAUGCCUCCUUGGGUUCAAAGUUGGGGCCUACGAAGGACCCCAUCCCUACUCCAACCACGACGGAGAAUGGGUCGCGCACGUGGUCGCACUCGGGGGACACUCAGCCCAGUCGGCUUCCCUCCCCUCACCUGUCAUCCCGCUUUCUGGGAGGAAGAGGGGAGGAGGAUGAGAAGAGGGGAGCUGGAAAGAGGCAAGCGGCUGAAGACUCAGGGAAGCAGACUGGGAGUGUCCAGCCUGCUGCAGCUGGCCUCUGCCCCCCAAACCUGAUCUAUCUGAGGGGGGGCUGGCUGGGAUGUGGGCCCAACGGGGAAAAGAUGGGACCCGAAGGCAAGAAUAGCGACUCGGAGAGAAGAAAAAACAAAACGGAUACCUCCGAUGAGGCAGGGGAGCCAAGCUGGAGGGAAGAAAGAGGGAGGGGGACUUCUUCGCCCCCGCCCACCCACGCCAAAACCAACUCCCGGAUCCAGGAGGAGGCUCCUCUCCACAAAGAAACGAAACGGACCCCACGGUCCGCUCCCUGCCGACCCUCAACCAGCAUGUUGUAUCAGGGAAGCCCCGAAGAGGUCAGCGGGGAUUCUCUAAGCCGCAAGAGGAAGGCUCCAGACAUACGGGACUUGUUCCGGAUGGGCCCUGCUGUGUCUACGCCAGGACACAAUGAGACGCGACCAAGACCCUCGGCCCCAACACAUGAAGGAGAAGGAAUCGAUUAUCUAAACGAGAGUGGAGAUGAAGAGAGGUGGUGA
Messenger RNA from Cyprinus carpio (common carp), 4950 nucleotides. RefSeq names its product histone-lysine N-methyltransferase SETD1A-like. Lineage: Eukaryota; Metazoa; Chordata; Actinopteri; Cypriniformes; Cyprinidae. The record is from RefSeq and is a predicted model, not a curated record.